This is a messenger RNA of Schistosoma mattheei, 386 nucleotides long. NCBI's taxonomy places the organism in Eukaryota, Metazoa, Platyhelminthes, Trematoda, Strigeidida, Schistosomatidae. The record is from the annotation of a GenBank genome assembly.
GUAAACACCUGUAUAAACAAAUAUAUAUAUGGAGGUAAAUGUUCGUGACUUGCGAAUUGCAGAGGACUCUACGCUGAUAAUGAAAAUAUUCAAAAUUACUAUAUUACUGUGUCUUUGCAUACAUAUGUCUUUCGAUGAAGUAAAUUGUGUUCCAGAAAAAAACAAUGGAAGAUCAUCAGAUGACGACUCUCCAGCACCGGUUGUUACUGUACAAAAGAAUCGACUAUAUGUACCUACGUACUUAUAUAAGCAUAAAGCUAAUUAGCUCUUCUAGCCAGUUCCUGUGACAAAAAUCAACACCUUUGUCAACAUAUCAGCCUAGACAUUUAGAUGACAGUCAUUGUAAUACUUCUUGUGUUAAUAUAAAAGGUUUGGUUUCUAAAUCA